AUGGGAGGCUUUGCAGCAGGAAAGUUGGCCGUGAAGAUGGUGAUUGCGGCCUUUUCGGGCAUGGGAGCCGCCACGAUCUGUCAUCCCCUCGAUGUGAUUCGCGUCCAAAUGCAAACAGAAGGAGGAUCCUACACGAGUCCGCUGGACUGUGCCAAUCAAAUUGUCAAACAAGAGGGACUCGUUAAUGGCCUCUAUGCGGGAAUCUCGGCUG
Messenger RNA from Seminavis robusta, 211 nucleotides. The record is from the annotation of a GenBank genome assembly. NCBI's taxonomy places the organism in Eukaryota, Bacillariophyta, Bacillariophyceae, Naviculales, Naviculaceae.